This is a messenger RNA of Oryctolagus cuniculus (rabbit), 3545 nucleotides long. The record is from RefSeq and is a predicted model, not a curated record. NCBI's taxonomy places the organism in Eukaryota, Metazoa, Chordata, Mammalia, Lagomorpha, Leporidae.
UGUGUAUUGACUAUUUUUUUUUUGACAGGCAGAGUGGAUAGUGAGAGAGAGAGACAGAGAGAAAGGUCUUCCUUUUUGCUGUUGGUUCACCCUGCGGCCCGUGCACAGCGCUGAUCCGAAGGCAGGAGCCAGGUGCUUCUCCUGGUCUCCCAUGGGGUGCAGGGCCCAAGGACUUGGGCCAUCCUCCACUGCACUCCCGGGCCACAGCAGAGAGCUGGCCUGGAAGAGGGGCAACCGGGACAGAAUCCGGUGCCCCGAGCGGGACUAGAACCCUGUUAUGGUGCUGCUAGGUGGAAGAUUAGCCUAUUGAGCCGCGGUGCUGGCCGCAUAUUGACUAUUUGGGGUAUUUUCAAACGACAGGCUGUGUCUCCAGAUUGGGCUUCCGACUGCUCAGUAGGGGAAGUGACCUAAUGGAUGCAGAGAUGUUGUACAAGUAGAAAUUCAGGAAAUUAUAAUAGGAAUGACGACGCGGUGAGCCAGGAUGCACAGAGACACAGGAAACAGGCCCGCUCACAUAACCCACGCUUUCAUGACAACUUCCGUCUAGGGGCAAGGCUGCAGUGACCUGAAGACCUCCCACAGGACGACCUCCAGAGCCAUAAUUGGAUCAAGUCUCCACCCUUACUCCAUCAGCCAUCAAACUCUGUGGUUUAUAGGUUUGUGUGAGUUUGGUGAGCCAAGUCUUACUUAACGUGUAACAGUGGGUAUCUUUACUGCUGUGUUGAACAACUACUCCCUUCUUUUCCCUUAUUUUAUUCUGUGGCACCAGCGCCUGUAUGAAUGUGUAAGCCACACACUGUGGAGCCAUCCUUAGUUUUUCUCUUUUCUACUUUUGGCAUUUUUUUAAAGGUUUUAUUUAUUUAAGAGGUAAAGUUACAGACAGAGAAAGGUCUUCCCUCUGUUGGCAAACUCCCCAGAUGGCCACAGUGGUUGGGGGUUGAGCUGAGCUGAAGCCAAGACCUCCAGACCUCCAGACCUCCAGGUCUCCCAUGCGGGUGCAGGGACCCAAGCACUCGGACCGUCUCCCACUGCUUUCCCAGGCUGCAGGCAGGGAGCUGGACUAGAAGAGGAGCACUGAGACACGAACCGACACCCAUGUGGGAUGCUGGUGCCACAGGCGGAGGCUUAGCCUCUGUGCCACAACUCUGGACCCCUGAACAUUUGUUAUAACAGAAAAUUCUAUCUUUCUUUCCCCAUAGAUAGCUUUUCCUUCUUCAUGCUCUGGGCUUUAGCUUUGCACAUUUCUCUACCUCCAUGGUAAUGAUUCAUGCUCAGAACUCCCUAAAGUGUACCAUAGCUUCCUUUGUAAUCUUAUACAAUUUCAUAUCUUAUGUUUAUUCUCCAUAGAACUAUCUUAUGACUUUUUGGAACUACCAAUCCAGAAUAUGACCACAAAAAAGUUCAAUGGCUCAUAUUGAAUUUAGUUACUAACACUUCUUUCUGCAGGAUUUAUGAAGCUACUUUAAACAGUUCAUGGGGACCGGCAUCCCAUAUGGGCACUGGUUCCAGUCCUGGCUGCUCCACUUCUGAUCCAGCUCUCUGCUAUGGCCUGGGAAAGCAGUAGAAGAUGGCCCAAGCCCUUGGGCCUCUGCACUUGCAUGGGAGACCCAGAGGAAGCUCCUGGCUCCUGGCUUCGGAUUAGCUCAGCUCUGGCUGUUGCGGCCAUUUGGGGAGUGAACCAGUGAGUGGAUGGAAGACCUUUCUCUCUCUGGCUCUACCUACCUGUGUAACUCUGUCUUAAAAAUGAAUAAAAUUAAUCUUUAAAACAAAUAAGUAAACAGUUCAUAGAAGGAAUAAAAAGAGAAGUUUAUUUUGGUGCAAACAUUUGACAGUCUGUGCACUCUUUUUUCACAUACACAUUUUCCAGGAACUCUUGUCAGUUAUGCCGGUCUUGCCCAAGUUAACUGUGUCUACUCCACUUUAAGCUCAAGACCUUCCAGGUGCUCCAGGCCUCUCUCACAUGUCCUGGUCAUGCCUGUGUUUUCUGCCUCUGGCUUUGUACACUGGCAACUCCCUCUUGGACAUCUAGUUCUUUUCAUUAUGUUGCUCAUCCUUAAACUGUGAUGUAAAUGCAGCUUUCUGUAUUUUGUGGGUGACUAUUGUAUCUAAGAUUUACCUACGACCACUCUAUAUCACCUCUUCCAUACCAUUUCUCACAUUCUGUAAUUGUGUUAACUUCUUUGCUUCCCUGUUGAUUCUCUCUCCUUUUACUAGAAUGACAGCUUUAUGGAGACAGAGAAUAUUAUUAUUAGUCACUUGGGUAUCACAACUCACAGCCCAUUCAGUAUUUGUUGGAAGAAUGGAUGCACCCUGUCUUAAUUUAUUCUAGGUGUAGUGUGUUUGUUUCUAGGUCUGUCAACGUUCUGCCGUGUUCUAUUUGGAGAGUAGCCAAAGUUAUGUGUGUUCAUUAUAGAUUAAACAUUAUUAUUUUUAAAAGUAGCUGUUUCAUUUUUCAUUUUCAUUUUUUCAUUCCUCUUUUUCCUGAAAGAAAUAUGAGAGAUUGAGCAUGUGUAGUAGCACCCACAAAUUCAAGGCAGGUUUAAAAAGUGUGGGGAGAUGUCAGCAAAGUUAUGCCCUUGGAUAUUAUUUCUGUUUCAUAUAAAAUGUAAGUUUGACUCAGAUGUUAAACUAUGAAAUCUCAUUUAGGUUCUGCUAUCCAGAAUGGAAGAUAUGCAGGAAAGGAUCCAGGUGAGUAUGUUGGAUAGGGGAAAUCCUGUGUCCACAUCAAGUGCGAUCAAACUCUGAUGGGAAUUAAAGACCAUGAAUAUGUUAAGACCAGUACCACCAAUUCACAACCCAGUGACCAUCAAAGAAAUUACCGAGGAGUGAAACCACACGUGUGCAGUGAGCAUGGGAAAGCCUUUUCCUGGAAAGCACAGCUCAUUAGACAUCGGAGAUCUGAAAGCGGAGAGAAAUGCCACAGCUGUGAUGAAUGUGGGAAAACAUUCAUGAGGAAGAUUCAGCUCACGGAGCACCAGAGGACUCACACGGGAGGGAAGCCCCAUGAAUGUAAAGAGUGUGGGAAAGCCUUCUCCAGGAAGUCACAGCUCCCGGUUCAUAAGAGAACCCACACAGGAGAGAAACCCUGCGGGUGCAGUGAAUGUGAAAAAGCCUUCAGCAGGAAGUGCUGGCUCAGUAGACAUCAGCGAGCUCACACAGGAGAGAAACUCUACGGAUGCAGUGUGUGUGGGAAAACCUUUUCCCAGAAGGCCUGUCUCCUUGCACACCAGAGACUUCACACGGGCGAGACACCUUAUACGUGCAGUGAAUGUAGAAGAACCUUUUUCUUUAAGUCAGACCUGACCAAACAUCAGAGAACUCAUACAGGAGAGAAACCUUAUGAGUGUAGUGCGUGCCAAAAAGCCUUUAGAAGCAAGUCAAAUCUAAGGCAGCAUCAGCAAACUCAUACUGGAGAGAGACCAUAUGCUUGCAGUGAGUGUGGCAAAGGCUUUACCCACCUGUCAGUCCUCAUUAAACAUAAGAAAAUGCACACAAGGCAGAAGGCUAUACAUUCACAGAAGGUGAAUUUAUUUAAAAUCUUCCUU